This is a messenger RNA of Penicillium digitatum Pd1, 1410 nucleotides long. Lineage: Eukaryota; Fungi; Ascomycota; Eurotiomycetes; Eurotiales; Aspergillaceae. The record is from RefSeq and is a predicted model, not a curated record.
AUGAUUGUUCAGUUUGCUACAGUCCAGCUCUGGUCCGCCAUCACAGGCACGCGACCUGGCGUCUUGCUUCCUCAAGACACCUCAUCACCUGGCACUCCAGCUUUGGGCAAACGCAAACGGGAUGAUACCUUCCAGAGUGAUCUUCCAAAGCACAUUACCUUGAAAGAUCUUCCGGACUCGGUGUGCUAUCGCGAUAUUGAACUUCUCUACCUGAAAGACCCUCAAAGUAAACGUGAUGUCCUCUGUGCCAUCAUCGAGUUUCGCAAUCUCAAAGGUCGACCGGAAGGUGCUGAUGGAACCAAAUUCUUCAUGCACAGCGAUUAUCAACUGGCAUAUUGCCCGAUAGCUCAAAUCAUUGCCUUCGCUUUCCGCGAUGGGUCUUUUGCUAAUACCGACCUCACACCAGAGCUCAUUUGGCGGCUACGAGUUCCAAGAGGCAGUCCAUUUCUUCCCCUCCGGUGGAAGCCCGAAGUUCUUAAUGUACCCUUCCUUCGACGUCUUGAACGCACUCCCUACGGCUACGGACUCGAUGGGUCUUUGCCAAUGACCUAUGAUUUAAGUCGGCAGGCGCUCAAGGAGUUGGGUCGAGAUGCUAGAUUUGAAGACGAUACAGGGCAUUAUAAUUUCCGCCGCUGGACGGCAAAUGAAGUCAACAAAAAUUUUAUCAGCCAGGAGCGACAAAGGGUGCUCGGUCAGUCUGGCGACGCAGUUUUUGAAAAUCAUUACCAAUCGCAAUUUAUUGCGCGCGACCUUCAGCAUGUCGUUCUUCUUCGACCCUCCCAAGAUGGUCUGGUACGUUUCGCUGGGAGCAUGCUUAGGAAGAGAGAUCUAUCGGCACCAUCUGAUCUUACCGAAGCGCAUAAACGUGCUAUUUUCCAAAACCCUGGAAUUCUGCAACUUAGACGCGAGAAAAGAGAGCUCAUGGCGGAGAUGCGGUCCGUGGCUGGCACAAUCAAGAACGCCCGUGACACCUUUCCACACCUCUUCCAAAGGCAUGAGACCGUCAAAAAAGACCUGGGCAAACUUCGAAAAACAUCGGCGAUCGAAACUCGCGAGACAGCCAGAAAGGACUAUUUUAAUAAUGCCCCCGUGCUUGAAGUUGACAGGCAGAUCAAGCAAAUGCUUCUCGGCGAAUCUGAUGUUGAGGAACGCGAUGCUGAUAGUUCCGCUGAAGAAGACUGGGAGCUCCCUAUCCCGGACUCUCAUCUGCUUCAUGCACACGACGGGAUCAGUUGCAACUGGGAAGCAUGUCGCACUCUUCCCAAGUUUGCCAAAAUCACCGAAUUUUUAGCCUAUGCUAAUAAAGAACACAAAUAUGAUAUCAAAAUUAAACUAUGUCAUCUCACCGAAAGGCCACGGUGGGUCGGCAAGGCACUGAAAAUCCCGCCUCCUCUGUCGAUUUCGAUAUGA